This is a messenger RNA of Dictyostelium purpureum, 1014 nucleotides long. RefSeq lists its product as uncharacterized. Gene Ontology annotation, cellular component: nucleus. The record is from RefSeq and is a predicted model, not a curated record. The coding region runs from base 1 to 1014 and encodes 337 amino acids. The transcript is spliced from 2 exons. NCBI's taxonomy places the organism in Eukaryota, Evosea, Eumycetozoa, Dictyosteliales, Dictyosteliaceae. Gene Ontology annotation, molecular function: mRNA binding; protein binding.
AUGAGUUAUUAUGACGACGAUGAUAAUACACUAGAGGAAAUUAAAAAACUUCAAGAGGCAAGAAAGAAAGGUGUGUCAUUAUAUGACGAUGACGAUGAUGAUAUAAACAAUAAUAAUAAAAAUAAUAAAUAUGACAGUUCAAUAUCAACUUCAAGCUCUAAAAAAUCUUCAUCAAAGAAACGUUCACACGAGGAUGAAUAUGAUAGACACCAAAGAGAAAGUAUUAAAAAAGAAUUUGAUUCAUAUUCUGCACCAUCACAUAUUUUAGAUACACUACCAGUAGACGAUGAUUACGAUCCAUUAAAAAAAUAUAGAGCACCAACAGUAGCAGAGCAAGAAACCGAAUAUAGAUCAAGAUGGAGAAAGAGAGAUCUUUCACCUCCAAGGGAUUAUGACCCAUUUACAAAUAAAGGUGGAGUUAAAGGACGUUCAUUUAAAGAGAUCAUGAUGGAGACUCAAUUAGCAAGAGAGGAAAAAGAGAUUAUGAUGAAGAUUGAAAAAAAGAAAAAAGAUGAAGAGGAAUUAGCAAAACAAAAGAAAAGAACAGAAGAGUAUGAAAAUAAAAAGAAGCUUAAAAAAGGCGACGACAACGAUAGUAAUGGUAGUAGCAGUGGAAAUAGCAGUAGUAAAAAUAGUAAAACUCGUGGCGAUGUUACACCUACAUACCCAGUUUCAUCUUCAUCCUCUUCUAGCAAGUGGUAUUAUAAAGUUUAUAAAAAUGGGGAUUUAAUUGAAAACUCAAGGGAUAUUAAAGAGAACGAAAUUUUAACAUUUGGAAGGGAUUCAUCAAGGAAUAGAAUAGUUUUGGAACAUCCUAGCUGCAGCUCAACACAUGCGUCCAUUUCAUUGGCACCCGAUGCCAGAAGGCCAGUAUUAUUAGAUUUAAAAAGUACAAAUCAAACAUUUUUAAAUGGUAAAGAAAUUAAACCGCAUCAACCAGAAGAUUUAUAUGAUGGUGAUAAAAUUCAGUUUGGUGCCAGUACAAGAGAAUAUAUUAUUUACAAAAGAAAAUAA